This is a messenger RNA of Colletotrichum spaethianum, 462 nucleotides long. RefSeq lists its product as uncharacterized. Gene Ontology annotation, molecular function: transmembrane transporter activity. The record is from RefSeq and is a predicted model, not a curated record. The transcript has 2 exons. NCBI's taxonomy places the organism in Eukaryota, Fungi, Ascomycota, Sordariomycetes, Glomerellales, Glomerellaceae. Bases 1 to 462 code for a protein of 153 amino acids. Gene Ontology annotation, cellular component: membrane.
AUGGCUGAUGAUGAGACGAAGGGCGCAGACAAGGCUCAUAUCACACUCAAGACCUUCGCUCGCGCCUUGAUAGACUACCGUCUCUGGCUGCACAUGCUUCUAAACGUGGUUUCCCUGGCGCCCAAGGGCGGUCUGCAAUUAUAUGGCCCGAACAUCAUUAAGAGCCUCGGAUUUUCCCGGACGAAUGCGAAUCUCCUCAACGCUGUUAGCAGCGUUCUCGUAAUGUUGCUAUCAUGGACGAUUUCCUUGGCCUCAGACUGGACACGCUGGCGUGGGCCGUGGUGCAUCGUCGCUUUCUCCUGGUCGAUUAUUUUUGCAGGGGUGCUAUACAGCCUUCCUACGGGAUCGAACAAAUGGGCGCACUAUGCGAUCUUUACGCUACUCAGUGGCGGAAACGCCUUGGCUCAGGGCCUGAAUGACGCCUGGGAGUAUCGGUCUCGCCAUGGCUGUAAUGGGCAGUAA